CAGGCUGUCACCCUGCUCGGUGCCCCCUCCGGGGUGACUCGGGCUCGAGAUGCUAAACUGUUUGCCCUCUCGUUACCGCUUCCUGGACCUGAUCAUCGCGCUAGGCGGUACCCUGACCUUCCUGGUGGACUUGGGCUUGGACGUGUGGGCGGCGGUGCAGUAUUACAGAGCCGGGGACCUGGCCUGGGCCGCCCUGCAACUCUCCUUCUACGGAUUGUCCUCCGUGGCAUUGCAGUUCCUCAGCUGGGGCUGGUUAUGGGUAGACCGACAGGAUCGCCUUAAAUGCAGGCAGGGCGGCCAGGAGGACAGGGGUGAGCAUGGCGAGAAUGGCACCCCGCAUGGAAAGUGCUGCUUGGAACUGCAGCCCUACAACAGCCCCCCAGGACAGGGGACAGAGGGGGGUGCCAGUAACAAGACCGGGGACUCCAGGGUAAUUAACGGACUGAAUGGAUUUCAAGCCCCAGCCCUGGUGGACAGUGCUGCUGCGGGGGGUGACAUGGGUGAUCACACUCCGGAUACAGUGCCCACCCCAGGCAGAGGGGAUGGUGGCAUGCUGGAUAUCCCAGACAGUGAGUGUCCUGACAGAGGGGAUGGUUCCAUUCUGGAUAUCCCAGACAGUGAGUGUCCUGACAGAGGGGAUGGUUCCAUUCUGGAUAUCCCAGACAGUGAGUGUCCUGACAGAGGGGAUGGUUCCAUUCUGGAUAUCCCAGACAGUGAGUGUCCUGACAGAGAGAAUUUUGCCAUGCUGCAUACCCCACAAAGUGCGUCUCCUGACAGUAGGAAUGGUGCCAUGCUGCCCACCCCAGAUUGCCCAGAUGCACAGCCCUGGCUCCCUGCAGAAGCAUAUAAGGUUGAAUGGCCUGGGCAGCAGGCGGUUCCACAAUGCCCUGAAGACCAGUCAGCCUGGAGAGAUAUUUAUCGUAAUGAAAUCAGUCAAGGAAAUAGCGAAAUACAAAACUCCCUGCUCACCAGCCGCCUGGACAACUUUUAUACUUCGCGACCCUUAUACUGCCAUUCAUUGGCUACUAUCUUGCACAUUCUUCAGCUAGGUUAUCCUUUGAGGUGUAUACAUUCAUUAGAGGUGGGGGUGGCAGCGUAUAGAAGUAAAGUUGGGAGUACUUUGUCGAAGCAGUAUCAGGAGGAUGCCUACCUAGUCACCCAUGAUAUCAGCAUGAUGCGGCUAAUAGAGACUUUCCUGGAGAACACUCCUCAACUCAUCCUGCUCUUAUAUAUUAUGUUACAGAGAGGGAUAAUACAAACCUUUCAGUAUUUGGGCAUUUCUGUGUCGUUUAUUUCAAUUAGCUGGGCGAUUUUAGACUACCACCAGUCAUUGAGAUUCUUUUUGAAAGAUAAGCAGAAGUUGGACUUCCUCUCUUCACUUGUCUACUUCUUAUGGAACAUUCUUCUAAUUUUUUCUCGUAUUAUAUGCAUCACACUCUUUACAUCCGUCUUCCACUUAUGGAUUACACUGCACUAUUUUCUCCUUUGGGCUGUUUUCUUUCUUUGGGCAGGACUGCAAAAGACAGACUUUAUGAAGCACACACUCUUUGAAUAUUUCUACAGAGCUAUUGUUGCAGGAGUCCUGUACUUUUCCUGGUUUAACAUCUCUGAAGGAAAAACAAUCUACAGAUGCAUUUUCUACUAUGUAUUCAUCAUGUCAGACAAUACAAUACUGCUCCUUUCGUGGAAAUACUUAGGAUACUCAACUGUUUUAGAUGCGUAUGAACUUACUAUUUUCUUGGUUGUUGGGCUAGCGUUAUUUAUAGGGCUUGCAGUGAGAGUGCUUUAUUACGUAUACUUGCAUCCCAAUGUUAGCACUGACACUAAAGAGUGCUAUGAUGAACCAGAUGGCAGUAGAAAUGGAGAAAUAAGCAACAAAAGCCUGCUUGUAUAUAAAGUGCCUGCAGCCCCCAAACAUCCCAGAAUGCUACAGACGUGGAAGCAGAUGUUUUUGGAAAUGGAACUAACCCGUGGUGCCACUUUGUGCCAAGGUGGCCAUACAUGGUAAAGAUGUUAUGUCUUUGUGCUGUAAAUUCACUGAACUAAAGCUAAAUAAUAGAGUUUGGUACAUUAGUCAUUUAAUUUUAAGCCCCAGAAACUGUUUGGCUCUUACUAAAAGUGUCUUUUAGACAACAAUCUUCUAUUGGUUAACUGGUGAGACAACUCCAAGAUGUCAACCAUAAAUAUACAUGUGGUGUUUAAUAUUUUUAUAGGAUAAGUGAUAGACCUCAUGAUUAACAAAAUUAUUUAUUUAAAAAGCUUAAGACUAACAGCGUAACUCUGCCAAGUACAUAUUAAUCAGUGUACCAAUUGUUUACUAGUUUUAUUGUUCGCAAGACUGGCUGACAGCCUUCAGGCCGCCCAACUGAGAGCUGACCAUGCAGAAAGAGCACCGUUGAGGACCUCUCUGCAUAGUCUUUGUGUCGUCAGCACAGCAUGAGCAUGCCUAAUAAUGUGUUGGCUGAGGUCAGUGUCCUAGAUGCAGAACGCCAGUGAACAAAAUCUGGAUAGUGAGACAGGAAAUCUGUGCUGUCCUGCCUAACUGAGACAAUUGAAAGGCCUGUAGCUAGAUGCAGCUUUUCCUGUCUUCUGGCUUCCCGUCUUUCCAUUACUAGUCACUACAGUUUUGUGACUUAGUUACAGAAAGCAAUGGAAUUGUAAUUUUUUAAUAUAUUAUCUGCUGUGAAAUAGUACUAUUCUGUACACAC
Messenger RNA from Pelobates fuscus (common spadefoot toad), 2708 nucleotides. It is a transcript of the gene XKR8, whose product is annotated as XK related 8. Bases 50 to 2008 code for a protein of 652 amino acids. The transcript has 3 exons. Gene Ontology annotation, cellular component: plasma membrane. Gene Ontology annotation, biological process: phosphatidylserine exposure on apoptotic cell surface; engulfment of apoptotic cell; apoptotic process involved in development. NCBI's taxonomy places the organism in Eukaryota, Metazoa, Chordata, Amphibia, Anura, Pelobatidae. The record is from RefSeq and is a predicted model, not a curated record.